AUGUUACUUAAGAAAAUAUUUGGUGUUGUUCAGUUUCUAGCAAGACAAGGAUUGCCACUACGUGGUGAUGGUUCGUAUGAACUGGACGGUAAUUUUAACCAACUCAUCAAGCUUCUCAGCAAAGAAGAUGCAAAUCUGGCAACUUGGACAAAAAAGAAGACAGAUAAGUACACUUCCAAAGAUGUGCAAAAUGAGGUGUUAAGAGUUACGGGUCAACGUGUUCUGAGAGACAUUGUAUCUGACAUUAGAUCAUCAGUGUUCACCAUUAUGGUGGAUGAAGCUACAGAUAUCAGCACCACAGAGCAAGUUGUUUUCGUUCUCUGCUGGGUUGAUGAUAAGCUUGAUGUCCAUGAAGAUUUCGUUGGUCUUUACAGCACAGCAAGCCUGACUGCAGACUCACUUGUUGCAAUCAUUCAGGAUGUCCUGUUACGGCUGAAUCUUUCAAUAGAGCGUUGUCGGGGACAGUGCUAUGAUGGAGCAGCUGUCAUGAAAGGGCAAAGAAAUGGUGUAGCAACUCAAAUAUCUUGUUUAGAAAGACAAAGUGUUCGUGAGGUGAAAAUUGUGAAAGAUGCAGUAGACACCACAUUUGAAUUAUCAAAAUUACUGAAAUAUUCAGCAAAUCGCAAGGCCGAAUUUCUGAGAUUAAAGGAAGAACUGGCACCUAAUGAUCCUGGCUUCAGAACCUUAUGUCCAACUAGGUGGACUGUACGGUCAAAGUCUCUGAGUAGUGUCAGGCAAAACAACUCAGUCUUGCAACAGAGCUUAAGUACAUUUGCAGACUUUGCUAAACAUGACAUGGAAACGUCUGCCAGAGUUAACGGAAUCAGGUCUCAAAUGGAAAAGUUUUCUUUCUUGUUUGGAGUCAUGCUUGGUGAGAGCGUAUUAGGUAUGGCAGAAAACCUUAGUUGUGUCCUGCAAAGUAAGAAGAUUUCAGCUGCAGAUGGUCAAGCUGCAGCCGAGCUGACGUUGGACACCAUGCUGAAGCACAGGACUGACUCAGCAUUUACCAAAUUCUGGAACAAAGUGGUCAAGCACAGUGAGACUGUAGACGUAGACGAGCCAGCUCUACCCCGGGAAAGGAGAUUACCUGCACGAUUUGACCUAUCAGGUGCUGGUGAGAGUUAUGUUCUGUUGACAGUAAAAGAACACUACAGGAUAAUAUACUAUGCUGCAUUUGAUCGGGUCAUUUCUUCAAUCGAGAACCGUUUUGACCAACCGGGCUACAAAGUUUAUUGCUCCCUUGAAAAUCUAUUGCUCAAUGCUAUAUCGGGGAAAGACUUUGAGGCAGACAUUCAGAAAGUUAUUGAAGUAUAUGGCAAUGAUUUUGAUCAAGACUUACUUCGCAUACAGCUAGACAUCCUUCAAAUUCCCUUUCCUAGCUAG
Molecule: messenger RNA, 1383 nt
Organism: Corticium candelabrum
Lineage: Eukaryota; Metazoa; Porifera; Homoscleromorpha; Homosclerophorida; Plakinidae
Exons: 2
Coding region: 1-1383 (460 amino acids)
Source: RefSeq, a predicted model, not a curated record